AUGUCUAACGAGAUAACCAAGGUCUUCUUCGACGUGGAGUGGGAGGGUCCCGUCAUGGAGAACGGCCAGCCUACUGCCACUGUUAAACCCCAGUCCGGCCGCAUUAACCUACACCUCUGGAAGGGUCUUGUACCCAAGACUACCGAGAACUUCCGCGCUCUCUGCACUGGCGAGAAGGGCUUCGGCUAUAAGGGAUCGUCGUUCCACCGUAUCAUUCCCGAGUUCAUGCUCCAGGGCGGUGACUUCACCCGUGGUAACGGCACUGGUGGCAAGUCUAUCUACGGCGAGAAGUUCGCCGACGAGAACCUCGACCUUAAGCACACCAACAAGUACACCUUGUCCAUGGCUAACGCUGGUGCUAACACCAACGGUUCUCAAUUCUUCAUCACCACCGUCAAGACCAGCUGGCUCGAUGGACGCCAUGUCCCCUUCGGCGUUGUUGCCGAUGAAGAUUCGAUAGCCAUUGUAAAAGCCAUUGAGGCUACAGGUUCUCAGAGCGGCGCCAUCAAGUAUGGCAAGCGACCCACCAUCGUCAACUCGGGCGAGCUGCCAUAA
Molecule: messenger RNA, 555 nt
Organism: Hypoxylon fragiforme
Lineage: Eukaryota; Fungi; Ascomycota; Sordariomycetes; Xylariales; Hypoxylaceae
Product: cyclophilin, cytosolic form
Exons: 5
Coding region: 1-555 (184 amino acids)
Biological process (GO): protein peptidyl-prolyl isomerization; protein folding
Molecular function (GO): peptidyl-prolyl cis-trans isomerase activity
Source: RefSeq, a predicted model, not a curated record